UGUCAAAAAGUAUAGAGCCAUGUUAUAAUCGGUAAAGUGCGCAAGAAACUGAAAAACGAAACUUUAAUAACAAUUGCGAACAAACCUGAACCAGCUGCUCUGACCACCGGUAGCCUGCAUCUCUUCUAUUGGCCCAAACUCUUGAGUUCAACGUUUCUUUUCCGGUUUACGUUCGCGCUUAGAAAAAAAAAUACAAUAAAAAGUUAGCAGUAUCUCUCAGUCACUUGACAAGGUUAAAGUCGAAGGUUUUAGCGGCGGUAAGCCUUUCUUCUUGUUAUUUGAAAACAGUAGUUUAAUAAAACGCCUUUAGAGCGUCGCACAAGCCGUUAAAGAUAUUAGUUUGCACCAAUUCCGUAACCAUGGUAACAAGGGCUAGCCUCUAACUGCCUUUAAAACACAGGACCCCCGGCUUACUGGCAGCAUUAGCUACAUUUAAAGGCAAGUCAAAGUGAACAGCUACAGUGCGGUUGUAACUUGUGUCAUAGUCACAACUUUCUAAUCAGCUGUCUGACUUUUCACAUUGAAGAAGUUGGCCAGAACACAGCAUUUGCUCUCGGCUUUGACAACCAUCUGCCAGCUGGGGGAAGCUGUCACGGAUGUCUGAUAAGAAAGGAAGCGAUUCUUUGAACACUGAUGGGGGUGGACCUCUAAAAGUCUCCUACAUUUUUCCAAACGGAGACAGAUAUGAGGGAGAGUGCAGCAGGUCUGCAUAUGGAGCACUGGUGAGGAGCGGUGCUGGUAAACACACCUCAGCAAGUGGCAUCACAUACACUGGAGAGUGGCAUGAGGACAAAAUGCAUGGUAGAGGGACCAUGCAGUAUCCCUCUGGAGCACAAUAUGAAGGAGAAUUCAAAGACAACAUGUACAACGGCACAGGAACAUACACCUUCCCAGAUGGUUCUAUGUGUAAAGGUCACUUUCAUAAUAACAGAGUCCAACCUGGGAACCAAAAUAUAGCCAACGCUAAGAUAUGACAAGGACAAGGUUGAAAAACAGGUCAGCAU
Messenger RNA from Neolamprologus brichardi, 1004 nucleotides. It is a transcript of the gene morn2, whose product is annotated as MORN repeat containing 2. The record is from RefSeq and is a predicted model, not a curated record. NCBI's taxonomy places the organism in Eukaryota, Metazoa, Chordata, Actinopteri, Cichliformes, Cichlidae.